Molecule: messenger RNA, 2007 nt
Organism: Pezoporus flaviventris
Lineage: Eukaryota; Metazoa; Chordata; Aves; Psittaciformes; Psittacidae
Gene: GATB
Product: glutamyl-tRNA amidotransferase subunit B
Exons: 13
Coding region: 19-1653 (544 amino acids)
Biological process (GO): mitochondrial translation; glutaminyl-tRNAGln biosynthesis via transamidation
Molecular function (GO): glutaminyl-tRNA synthase (glutamine-hydrolyzing) activity
Source: RefSeq, a predicted model, not a curated record
CGGCGGGGAGAAAGCAAAAUGGCUGCGGCUGCCCGGGGGUGCGGUGGGGUUUGGUGUCGGGUGUGGCAGCGUGGAGCUGGAGGUUCCGCCCCCCGCGGGCAGCGCGUUGUUGCCGGUAGUGCGAGAGGCGUGGCUGUACCGGCGGGGAAGAGCGGUCUUGUUCCAUGGGUACCAGUUGUUGGUCUGGAAAUUCAUGCACAGAUCAGUUCCAACUCAAAACUCUUCUCUGGAUCCCAAGUCCAGUUUGCAGCACCUCCUAACUCUGUGGUAUCUUUCUUUGAUGCUUCUUUACCAGGAACUUUACCAGUUAUCAACAGAAGAUGUGUAGAAGCAGCAGUGAUGACAGGCCUGGCACUCAAUUGCAGCAUAAACAAGAGGUCCUUGUUCGACAGAAAACACUAUUUCUAUGCAGAUCUGCCUGCUGGCUAUCAGAUCACUCAGCAAAGAGUUCCUAUUGCAGUGAAUGGAACUUUGUCGUACAGUCUCUGCACAGACAACAAAAUGAGCCAGAUGGUAACCAAAACUGUGAGGAUUAAACAAAUUCAGUUGGAGCAAGACAGUGGGAAGAGUCUUCAUGAUGACACAAGGAGCCAGACUCUUGUUGACUUGAAUAGGGCUGGAGUUGGCCUCAUGGAGGUUGUCAUGGAGCCUGAUAUGUGCUGUGGGGAAGAAGCAGCUGCAGCAGUCAGAGAGCUUCAGCUCAUUCUUCAAACGCUUGGGAGCAGCCACGCAGUCAUGGCAGAGGGUCAGCUGAGAGUGGAUGCCAAUGUUUCUGUGCAUCACCCUGGAGAGCCUUAUGGAGUGAGGACUGAAGUGAAGAAUAUCAAUAGCGUACGAUUCCUGGCAAAAGCAGUAGACUAUGAAAUACAAAGGCAAAUUGAAGAACUUGAAAAUGGAGGAGCAAUUCUGAAUGAAACAAGAGCCUUUGAUUCCAGGCUUGGGUGCACUGUACCAAUGAGAGACAAAGAAGGAAAACAGGAUUACCGCUUCAUGCCAGAGCCAAACCUUCCUCCAUUGAUUCUGUAUGAUACAAAAUCUUUGCCAGCUAAUAUGAACCAUCAGCAAGUGGUAAAUAUUGAUUGGAUUCAUGAGAGACUUCCUGACCUCCCCAGUGUGAAGAGAGCAAAGCUUGUUGAACAGUAUGGGAUUCUUCCUGAACACAGCUUCACCUUAUUGAAUGAAGAUGGAUUAACAGAAUUCUUUGAAGAUGUGGUAAAACAUACCCAAAUGAAGCCAAAGAAAGUGCUCGGCUGGAUUCUAAAUGACAUGCUCAGUUAUUUGAACCAACAUUCCCUUACAGUAAAGGAAAGCCCAGUCAGUUCUUCUAUCCUGGCUGACCUUCUGAACCUUCUAGAAAAAAAGCAAAUUUCUUCUUCAGCAGCCAAGCAAGUGCUUGUGGAAUUGUGGAAAGGAAAAGGGAAGACUCCUCUUGAAAUUGUUAAAGAAAAGAAACUUGAACUGAUACAGGAUCAAGAAGCACUUGAACAGAUCUGCCAGGCUGUGAUUGAUGGACAAGAAGAUGAGGUUAUGGCAAUCAAGGCAGGAAAUCACAAAGUUCUGAACAAGUUAAUCGGCCUGGUACAAAGGAAAACCCAAGGACGAUCCAAUCCUGUUCUGGUGAAGCAACUGUUAGAGAAGAAGCUGUUAGGGUAGCCACAAGAGGGAAAACCCAUACCAGCAUAUACACAAGACAUGCACUUCAUUCUAUCUGGUUCACUGCAAAUGAACUUCCAUGCCUCCUCUCGUAGCAUCAGGAUUGCUGCUUAUACUUCAAGUAGCGCUGUGGCCUGGCCUGGCCCAGCCUUCCCUGGGUGCAGCAGCCAAAGGCAGAUGAGAAAGAGAACAACAGGAAGCGAUACAGUCAUUUUCAUCUCCCUAGCAUCAGUGUGGCCUUCAGAGAUGCGAUUUCCUCACAGCCAUGGGAAACAAGUUCCCAAAGUGCCCAUGAGUAUGCAGGGAGCUGCAGCUGUAUUGGUUAGUUUUGUAGUAAGUCAAGUGUCAACUUGG